This is a messenger RNA of Pediculus humanus corporis (human body louse), 2598 nucleotides long. RefSeq lists its product as uncharacterized. Gene Ontology annotation, biological process: apoptotic DNA fragmentation. The record is from RefSeq and is a predicted model, not a curated record. Gene Ontology annotation, molecular function: nucleic acid binding; metal ion binding; single-stranded DNA endonuclease activity. The coding region runs from base 1 to 2598 and encodes 865 amino acids. The transcript has 6 exons. Gene Ontology annotation, cellular component: mitochondrial inner membrane; nucleus. NCBI's taxonomy places the organism in Eukaryota, Metazoa, Arthropoda, Insecta, Psocodea, Pediculidae.
AUGUGUAAAAGCGAUUUUCACAAACACACGGAAGCUCUCCGAAUACCUAAUUUAUAUUUAGGUUCGAAAUUAUUUUCCUGCAACGGUAAAAACCUGGAAGUUUAUCAAGUUCGAACGAAGAAUGGUUCGGAUGGUACGACGAGUAUUUUAUACAACGUUUGUUUCGAUACGAACGUCAUGAGAGCGAAAUUCGUUUUUCAACCCAAACGAACGGAUAGUCCGGUUAAAAGUAACGUCACGAGACAAGACGUUUGGGGAUUUGAUUUUUUCGGUAAAGAUUCAAACGAAAAAUUUAAAUUGUCUCAGGGUUACGUGAGCAAAAUACAAAAGGAUCGUUUGACGGCCGCAUUUCCCAAUAAAUACAACAGCAAAAAAAAAUAUCCGUUCACGUUCAACAGAGGACAUUUGGCACCCUACGCGGAUUUCAUUAAUUUAAACGAUAAAAAAGCAUCUUGCGAGUACAUAAACGCGGCACCGCAAUGGAAAGAAUUCAAUGCGAAUUCUUGGUCGUUGGUUGAGAAAGAAACGAGAGCUUUGGUGAGAGACAACCCGGGGGAAUGGGAAAUAUAUACGGGAUUGUACGGGAGCAUUCCCACGACUAGAGGACCCUUAUACGCAUCCCCGAUGUUUAACGACAAGGGAAAAUUCGUCAAGGGUUAUUUACCCAUACCUAAAUUAUUUUGGAAAUUGGUUUACAAUUUGGAAAAUAAAAAUAAUUCGAAAGUUUUCGUCGGAGUAAAUAAUCCCGAAUUGGAUUCACCCGAAAAAUUUAAACCUGGCGGUUACCUCAUAUGCAAACCCAAAAUGAACGGAAAGGGAAAUUAUUUUUCCGGAAACGAAUUUAAAGGAUUCACUUACGAAUGCGAUUUAAAUGAAUUUCUCAUAAAUUUGGGAAAAGAAGAAAAAAUAUUAAAAGUGUCAUUAGCAUAUAAAUCUUCAGUUGCUUCAAAGCCACAUUCGAUGACGUUUAAUGAUGUGAGAAAUUUAAAAGUUUAUAAAGAAGUAUUUAAAUUUUCCGCACCGGAAAGAUCAAAGGAUAAAUUAAAAGAUAAUUUUUCACACGGUGACGCCAUUAAUUUUGCUUGCAGUAACGGAUUCGCAAGAAAAGAUUUACCGGAUAAAUCAUAUAGUUUUCAAUGUACCGAUGGUAAAUUUAAUAAAAGUUUGGAAUUCGACGACGUACUUUGCAAAAGCGAAUAUCAUAAAAAUUCCCUAGCGGUACAAAUAUCACCCGUGGAAUUAGGUUCGAAAAUAUUCAAAUGCGAUGGACCGGAUUUGGAAGUUUACGAAAUGAAAACGCGACAACCGAACGGAAACAAUAACAAACAUUUGUACACGGUUUGUUUAGAUUCUAGAGUCAUGAGACCGAAAUACGUUUUUCAACCGAGCACAAAUGAAAAACCACCGAAACACAUACCAGGAGAAGAAAGGAAUAGCGUUUGGGGAUUCGACGGAUAUGGUAAAACGGUUAACGAAAUGGUUAUAAUAUCGAAAGGUUACGUUGAAAAAAUUCAAAAAAAUCGUACGACGAAUUCGUUUCCGCAAAAAUACAACAGCAAAAAACAAUAUCCCUAUUAUUUCAACAGGGGUCAUUUGGCUCCCUUUGCGGAUUUCCCCGAUGAAAACGACAGGAAAGCAACUUGCGAAUACAUAAACGCGGCUCCCCAAUGGGAAGAUUUUAAUAAAAAUUCAUGGUCGCUCGUCGAAAGGGAAGCGAGGGAUAUGAGACGUGAAAAUCCACAGGAUUGGGAGGUUUAUACGGGAACAUACGGAAGCAUUCCAACGACGAGGGGUCCCCUCGUCGUGGCACCAGUUUUCGAACGUGGUAAAUUUAAAAAAGGUUUAUUACCCGUUCCUAUGCUCUAUUGGAAACUUGUUCAUAAUAAAGUUGACAAAACGAAAUCCAGAGCUUUUGUCGGUGUCAACAAUCCCGAAUUGAAAUCUCCCGAUGAAAUAAUUAAUAAAUAUAGAAUGUGUACUCCGUUGAAAAAUAAAAAAAAAGAAUUUUUCGAGGGAAAUGAAUUUUUGGGUUUCACUUACGAAUGCAACGUCGAUGAAUUUUUACAAGCGUUGAAAACAAACGAAAACGUUGAUGAUAGCGGAGGCUUUGCAAUUCAAAAUCAGAGGGAAUUCUUAUUUCGAUACAGUAGAAUGCAUUGUGCCGGAUCGGAGAGAGUUGACAAUAGUAAGGAUUUUAAUUGUAGAAACAUGGGUGAUGUUUUAGGGAAGGAGUGCGAAAAAGAUGAAUCUUUAACACGAUCUGUUGAAGAUGUUUUAAGGGAAGAUGUUGAUUUUGCUCCAAGUUCUGGACCUAAUUCGGAGAAUUCGGAAGAUGAUCUGACAUGGUUAUUGCCCAUAAAUAGUUCUGCGAUGGAUUUGGGUUCGAGAAAAUGUAAAUGUGAAGGAUGUUCACAAUUAUUCGACUCUUAUAAUAAUGAUAAAAAAAAUGCUAAACUCCUUUUGUCAAGUUGGAAGGAAUUUAGAAAUUAUAUAAGGAAUGUUUAUUUAAAAUCACCUUUUGAAUUCACUCAAAAAAAUGAAUCAAUAUCAAUUGAAAACAAUGAAGAACUUCAUAAAGUGAUACAAGUGUUAGUAUAA